AUGCCACCGUCUCCCCUGGACAUCCCUCACCGCCAUACCGAUACCAACGGCGACUUCGAGCCCCUCUCCCCCGGCACCUAUGAAAACGGAUUCCCUCACAGUUCCAGCCCUCCACCACGCACAGCAACACCUCCCACACCCGGCACGCCCCGCCAACAAGGCAUGAUGAACGUGAACGCCCCCCACCGCGGCUCCGUCGACGUCGACCUUACCGGCACCUCCGCAGAUGCAGGCGGCGGUGCGGGCCUGGGCAACCUCGCAGAUGAGCUGGCAGAUGCAUGGGAGGAAGAAGAGGGGUAUGGAUACGGGUAUGGAUAUGCGUCAGGGCAGGAGACUGAUAACGGCCCCGUGGAUUUACAGCAGCAGGAUGUGAGUGACGGGGAGGAGGAUUAUGAUGUGGGAGGAGGUGCGAGGACGCCAUCGUCGGGGUACUCAGUUGAGCAUAAUUCGUUGCAUCCGCCGAGGCCGAAGGGGAGGAAUGCGGCUCAGCGGCAUAGGCGGCAUGAGUCGCAGUAUGAUGGAUCGGAUUAUGGGAAUGAUUCGGAUCUAGAGGAGGCGGCGGAUAUAUCGCCGAGUUUGGAGGGGCAGAUGGCGGAAAUUGAGAGUCUGGCGAGACGGGGGAUGGAGAAUAAUGGCAGCGAGAACGACCAUGUUAUCAAGCGGGCUGUUGAAGCUCUUCGGGAUUUGGGUGGUCAGAGUGGAAUUGAGAAUAAUGCGAUGCGACUCAUCACAGCACACACCUCCAUCACGUCGCAUCUAACUCACCAAACCCGCACCCUCCAAACACUAACGCACCCGCUCCUCUUCUCGUCCUUUCCCCUCCUCUCCGAAGACGCCAUCGACGCCCUCAUCCCCUUAAUCGACACCGAACUCCUCCCAAACCUCCCCUACCCCUUCCAAGGCCAAGCCCGCCAUUCCUCAACCACAACCUCGACACCAGCAACAUCCCGACCAGGCACCCCCCACUCACACUCACACUCACAUUCCCGCUCUCACUCACAGCCACAAUCACACCUUAACCCACUAACAUCCCUCCAAACCCUCAUCUCCCAAACCUCCGACCUCACACACUCCCUCCAAGGCCUCAGCGACACCCUCUACGAAUCCCGCCAGUUAACAUCUACUGCCUCGCGCCGUCUGCGCUCCGCACGCGAACUAGUCGCCGAGCUCCGCCGUGAGGAAGAAGGGCGCGAGGAAGGCUCACGGUGGCUUGAGCGCGGGGAUUGGGAUCGGAAGUUGAAGGAGAGAGAGGCGGGGAGGGAGUGCGGGGAUGUGGUUAGUGGGUUUGAGGCUGUUUGUGGGGAGUGGAGGGAGAGGUUGUUUGGGGCUGGUGCGGGGGAGGUUGCUGCUGCUUGA
Molecule: messenger RNA, 1356 nt
Organism: Aspergillus chevalieri
Lineage: Eukaryota; Fungi; Ascomycota; Eurotiomycetes; Eurotiales; Aspergillaceae
Exons: 2
Coding region: 1-1356 (451 amino acids)
Source: RefSeq, a predicted model, not a curated record